AUGGCGAACAAGAAGAAACCUUCCAUCAAGAAGUCUGUUAACGAGCCAAAUCCGCACCUGAAACAAUCGCACGCAAGCGGAUCACAGCAAUCUCUCGGAGACUCGCUGAUUGAAUAUAAUCAGCCUGAAUCAUCGAUUCCAGUAUGCUACAUCCAAAAUUACCCACAGUUCAGCGACUCUUAUUUAUAUGAGCCACCUUUUAUCCUUUCUAAGGUGAAUGAGGAGGUUGGUCAUACCGUCGUGCACUUCUUGUGCACCGGUAAUUAUGAAACGCUCCGGACGGCAUCCGAGCCAGGUGCGUCCAAGAUAGGAAUUGAAUUCAGAAGGAGCAUGCUUGUCUACCAAGCAGCCAAAGAAUAUGAUUUAUACGACCUGGAGACGUACGCGAAGAAGUACAUCGAAGUGUUCGGCGAGUCGAUGUCCAUUUUCGAUAUAAUGGAGGCUGCAAGAGAGAUAUAUUCCAAACUUCCCAAGGAUGAGAUUUGGCUUACCGGCUACAUCUACAAACAACUUGAAAUUGCUUUCUCACUGGACAGAAACAUAUUUCAGCGCGUUGACUUCUAUGACGGUGUUGGGAAAGACCCUAAUUUUGACAAAGACGUGAUGAGAAUGGUUGUGAACAUCUACUCUGAGGUACUGUCUAGACAGCUCGAUGAGACUACCCCUGAGGGGAGCAUCGCUGAAGACGGCGCUGCGGAGGAUUGUGCUGCGGAGGACGGUGCUGUGGAAGAUGGUGUCGUGGAAGAGGGUGCUGUGGAAGAGGGUGCUGUGGAAGAGGGUGCUGUGGAGGAUGGUGCUGUGAAGGAUGGUGCUGUGGAGGAUGGUGCUGUGGAGAAUGGUGUUGCGGAAGAGUGUGGUGCUGCGGAGGAUGUUGCAGACGACGGCGCCCUUAAAGAGGCCGUCAACCUCGGCAUUCCCUCACAACCUUCAGGCACAGCACUCAGCUUCGAAUGGGACCACUGGACUUCGGGCAGCAAAAUGGGAGCCUCUUUCUCCGGAAACAGUCAAUGGAAAUAUGAGAAAGAUACGAACUCGUUGUAUCCGGAAAACAAAGCUGAGGAGUCGGGCGGGUUCAAUGCUGCUUACGAAGGGAUCAAAUCCAAAAAGAAGAAAGAUAAAAAGAAGAAAAAAAGCAAUAAAGAUAAGAAGGUGGAAGAACUGGCAGAGCCAGUGCCGGAGUGCGGGCGUUAA
Messenger RNA from Aspergillus fumigatus Af293, 1191 nucleotides. The record is from RefSeq and is a predicted model, not a curated record. NCBI's taxonomy places the organism in Eukaryota, Fungi, Ascomycota, Eurotiomycetes, Eurotiales, Aspergillaceae.